CUACGCAUUUGCGUGAUGACGGAAAUCCUUGACGUCAGUGUAGAUCGCUACGGAUUUGCUAGCAAGCCAGGAUGGUGCAGAGGUUGCUGGGGUUUUCUGAAAACUAACACUAGCCAAUACGUGCUGGAUUACUUUAUCUGAUGAUCCCCAAAAGGUUUAUGAGAUAAAUGAAGAUUUGUACAUAAAAUAGGCUUCAAGCUCUCAGCCAUGUCUCAAGAGAGCCUCUCAGACCUGGCCAAUGAGAACACCUGCCCUCUGGUGACCCCAUCCUUAACCCUCGACCUCCUGUCACCGCACAGUGCCCUCCUUCUCGAUGCUGAGCUCAGCCAAAAAAAUAAAAUCAAGGGCUCUUGUUCCUCAUCUUCUUCCUCAUCCCCUAAGUGCCGUCGGAAAUACGCCACCACCACCCCGGCCGACCUUCUCAACGGAAUGAUGGGGGUUGGGGAGCAGCAGGACGAUACCUCAGUGCUGGCAAACAACCAUGACAACGGCCAUUGCCAGUGGACUGGGCAGGAGACAGGGCAGCAACAGCAGCACGCCGGUCAAGGCAGCAACGCCAAGUGGGUGAAAGAGGGACAGAACCAGCUCCGCAAGGUGGCCGAGAAGCAGCAGGACCCCAACCUCAACCACAGCCCUGACCAGAACCUGAAUGUCAGCCUGAACGAGAGCAGGAGCGGGAGCCCAGACGCCAACCCCAACCACAACUCCCUAGUCCUCUGCGAGGACCGGCUUGACACAGAUGUGAAGAACACCUCCAACAAGACCCUCAGGACCCUGUGCCUGGAGCUGGACGCCAAGGAGACGGAGGACGGACUACUCCUCAUCGACACAUCCGAGCGUCCUCCUUGUCUGGGGAAGGAGCAGGAGAACCAUGAGGAGGAGAAAGAGGUGGAGGAGGACGAGGAGGAGGAGGAGGAAGACGAGGAGACCAUGCCAUCAAGCGGAGGAGAGAAGGACACAGACUCCUCGGAAACACAAAGCCACAGCGAGGAGAGGACUGGAGAGGGCGAGAGUGGGAAAAGUUCUGGCCUCCUGUUCCCGGGGAAGAGUGGAGUGCCCAGCGACGAAGACUCCAGCUGCAUGUCAAUGUCUCAGGGAAGCACAGCUAACAGCACUCCAGAUGGGGAGACUGAGUCGUACUGGGAUCGAAGCGAGUUUGAGACGGACGCGGACCUGCCCACAGGUUGGAUGCGGGUGCGGGACACCUCGGGCACCUACUACUGGCACAUCCCCACGGGCACCACGCAGUGGGAGCCGCCCUCGCCUCAGGAAGAGGGCGCAGCCCUGGAGAGACCCUCCAGCACCUCCCCUGCCAUCACACCCAGCGAGGAGCCACAGAUAACAUGGAGAGGCCCCUCUCGCCACAACAGGUUCAACGAUGAGGACCUUUGGAAGGAUGAUGUGACGUCUGAUCAAAGUCUGAAGGAGUUCGAGGGGGCAACUCUUCGCUAUGCCUCGAUCAACCUGAGUUGCAAUCAAUCGGAAGGUGAUCAGAAACUUGAUGGCUAUAACACAGACUCAGAUUCAAAGUGUUUUGCGGUGCGUUCUCUGGGCUGGGUGGAGAUAUCUGAGGAGGAGAUGGCUCCUGGCAAGAGCAGCGUGGCCGUCAAUAACUGCAUCAGGCAGCUGUCCUACCACAAACACAACCUGCAUGACACAGCAGGCAUCUGGGGAGAGGGUAAAGACAUGCUGCUGGUCCUGGAGAAUGAGACGCUGAAACUGAUUGACCCUAUGAGCCAGACGCUGCUGCACUCCCAGCCCAUCAUCAGUAUCCGUGUGUGGGGGGUGGGCCGAGACAACGGCAGGGAGAGGGACUUUGCGUAUGUGGCGCGGGACAAGCUGACCCACGUUCUGAAGUGUCACGUGUUCAGAUGCGACACCCCCGCCAAGAACAUCGCCACCAGCAUGCACGACAUCUGCUCCAAGAUCAUGGCGCAGAGGAAGUCCUCUAAGACCUCCAUGAGCAAGCUGCAUAUCGACCCUUCCAAGCUGCUGGACAUGCCCUUUCAGGAAUUUCCCGUACCAAAGAAUGAACUGGUCCAGCGUUUCCAGGUUCAAUACCUCGGUAACGUGCCAGUGGCCAAACCUGUAGGUAAGGGACGUUUUGGAGUGGACAUCAUUAACGUUGCCCUGGCGACAGCCAUGAACACCAAAGAGAAAGAUGACUGGACACCGGUGACUGUGAAUGUGGCCUCGGCUACGCUUACUAUACUACACGCAGAGACGGAGGAGGUUGUGUCAGAGUGCCGCGUGCGUUUCCUCUCCUUCAUGGGGGUGGGGAAGGACGUGCACACGUUCGCCUUCAUCAAUGCCGAGGCUCCUGGGCACUUUAUCUGCCACAUGUUCUGGUGUGAGCCCAACGCCGCCAGCCUGAGCGAGGCCGUGCAAGCCGCCUGCAUGCUGCGAUACCAGAAGUGUCUGGACGCGCGGCCCCCCAGCAGCGGCGGCUCAUGUCUGCCGGGCCCCCCUGCCGACUCGGUGGCCAGGCGGGUGGGCUCCAGCGUCAGGAAGGGGGUGCAGAGCCUGCUGGGUAGCUUCAGGCGCUCCGGCUCCCAGACGCCCUAAGGGAGCACAUCCAGUGUCUCAGUCUCUCUCCAGUGCCCCCAUGUGCCAAUACACGUCCACUGUCCCCCUCACACACCACACACAGGACUCUCUCUCUCUCUCUGUCUCUCUCUCUCUCUCUUUUUCUCUCUCUCUCUCUCUC
Molecule: messenger RNA, 2707 nt
Organism: Clupea harengus (Atlantic herring)
Lineage: Eukaryota; Metazoa; Chordata; Actinopteri; Clupeiformes; Clupeidae
Gene: apbb1
Product: amyloid beta (A4) precursor protein-binding, family B, member 1 (Fe65)
Exons: 15
Coding region: 208-2565 (785 amino acids)
Biological process (GO): regulation of DNA-templated transcription
Cellular component (GO): cytoplasm; nucleus
Molecular function (GO): transcription factor binding; amyloid-beta binding
Source: RefSeq, a predicted model, not a curated record